CUAACAUUUUUUCGAGCUGCGGCGAAGGAGAACACUGAUUUCAUUUUGCUGCUGAAAGUUUGUAAUAAAUUAAGAAAAACUGAUUUGAUUUUCAUAAAAUUUGUAAAAAUAUAUGCAAGAAUAGAAGUCAAGCAAAGCAAGUUGGUUUCUGCCGCUGCACUGUAUUGUCGAGCGCGCAGUCAGUCAGUUGGUGUUGCCGUGUAUUGUAUAAAAAUAUUGUGGUAUGCAAAACAAAAAAUAAUAUUUGAUGGUCUUCAACCAUUUGCAUGGAACUAAGCUGUCAUUGAAACUUUGGGAAAUUUGUCAUUGGAUGAUUGUACGGUGAAUGUAUGACCGAAUGGACAGCAACUAUUCUAGAAUGCCUCCCACACAUCCUACAAGCAAUGGAGCUGUUGCGGCAGGCGACCAGAUGUGUGGUGGGGCUGGAUCACAAAAGGCUCAUCGCAAUUUUAAACUUCUUUCCGACCCAGCCCUUACCAAAGGCGCCAUUAAACUCUAUCGUUUUGAUGGAAUUCUUCCAAACGAUCCCACCUAUCCGCCAGUUUUGCCUAGAGAUCCAAGGAAUCCUGUAUUGCGACUCAGGGCUAGACCAGUAGAACCGAUGGUGCUCUCUGUACCACGAUUGAAAAUUGAUGAGAAAUAUGUUGGAAUUCCUCCAGCAAUAGAAGUAACCAUAACUAAUUUGAACGACAAUAUAGAUAAACAAUUUCUCUCUAGAAUGCUAGAAAAAUGUGGUCUGUACGAUGACAUCGUUAUUUAUCAUCAUCCGACGACAAAUAAACACCUAGGAGUGGCACGAAUUAUUUUCGAAAAUGUUAAAGCUGCACGACUCUGUGUGGAGAAAUUUAAUCAGAAAUCGGUGAUGGGAAAGAUAAUAAGUGUGUUUCAUGACAGCUUUGGAAGCAUCUGCAAGCAAACAAUAGAUGCGUUGACGGCGACAAAACCCAAACCCCCACCACCUGCCAUAACAGAAGUCCCAAUUUCAGAUGUGCCAGCUUCAGAAUCCAGUUACGGUGAACACCAUCUUGAAUACAUGUCCCAUGAUGGCUUUGAAAUAGGUUAUAAACAGUCGUAUCGUUCUGAGCGUGAUUAUGAUAGGUAUUCCCAUAACCGCGAUAGAUACGAUGACGAUAGAUCAUAUCGAGAUAAACGAGGAAGGCCAGACAGUCGGGAAAAUUACUCUUCAAGGUAUGAUAAAGAUCGUUCGAAACACCAUCACUAUACGUCCAAACGAGAUCGGUCCAGAGAACACAGUCGUGACAGAAUUAGCGGAGGAAGACGGGACAGAGAAAAAGACAGAAGAAGGGCCUAUGAUCGAUCCAGAGAGAAUGAUAGGCGCGAUCGUGAUCGUGAUCGUGACUACCGUGAAAAGGAAAGAGAACGUUCAAAUGAACGUGAUCGUUGCGAAAAAACACGAGGAAGUGAGAAAUACAGUACGUCAAGGUACCCUCGAGAUUAUGGAGAAACCACUGCAUCGACUGGCGUUUCAACAUUACAUUACCUUUCAUCGAGCAAUGCUGUUUAUUUUCCAGUCCAAACCAAUUCUUUACCAACACAAUCUCCAUUAAUGAUACCGCCUCUGCCUGGUGCAUAUGAAUAUCGACCUUACAGCUAUGGGACAGAUAUUCAGACAUCUGCACACAUCUGGCAUGGUAGUGGAGGAGGGGGCGUAGGGAGAACUUGGCCUACGGUGCAAAGUCAACCACAACCGACACAUCCAACCCAACCAACACAACCCCCUCUACCUCCACCUCCUCUAGAUGGUACUCCGCACUGGGGCGAACCCGAACCGCCUCCUCCUGGAGGAUACAGCUGUAGUGAUGAGAUUAUACAACCUGAUGAUAAACUUCGAAAGAAUAGUAAAAGCAUGCCGACAGAAGAAAAACCCGUAAGUACUGAGAACAAAGCAGACUCCUCCGCCGAAUUAGGCACCGUGGAUUUGGACACGCGAAUUGCUUUAAUGUUCAAAGGCAAAUCAUUUGGCAACGCACCUCCAUUUCUUCAAAUGGACAGCAGUGACUCUGAAACGGAUAAAUGUGUUGGGGCUGCAAAUGCAACCAAGGUCGAUGGCGACGAAGAGGAAGGAGAGGUAAAUUCAGACUCGAAUGACAGGCUGCUUUCAAAACGAACAAGCAAUAAAAAACAAAUGGAAGGCAAGCAUGUGUCUUCAAAAAUUGGCGUGAUUCAGCAAGGUGCCAGUGAUAUAUCGUCAAGUGACGAUGAGAUACUUCUCAAAAAAGAAUCUCACAGUCCCAUUCACACUGUCAUCAGAAAAAAAGAAGUGGAUGGUAUGUCUCUAUCAAGUCUAUCUUCACAUGAAGAUGUCAAGCACAGCAUGGAAAAAGACAGUCUAAACACAAUAACAGUUUCGGAGAAGGGCCUUGCUAGUACAGCGUCGUACAUUAGCAACCAAACAAAUGCAUCGGUUAAUCCGUACUACUAUCCGGGAAAUGGUUAUAACUCUUAUCCACAAAGUGACGUUAUGCCAACAGCGCAAUACUUCCCUAACCCGGCCUACAUACAAUCGUCGUAUUUACCUGGAAUUGGUGCCAAUUUAUCUACGUUUGGAACUGCAUCAGGUGUCACAUAUAAUAACACUUAUCGCGACGCUUACAAAUUCUAUCGCUCGGAUGGGUAUAUAAAUUAUAUGGGCUGUCCUUCCGGUGUAUAUGAGGAAGAUCCCUACAAAAGACACAUUGAAGAAGUGGUGAAGAAAGUAAGCGAUGAACUAAAGCAAAUAUUAAAGAGGGACUUCAAUAAAAAGAUGAUUGAAAAUACCGCCUUCAAAAAUUUUGAGUCGUGGUGGGAUGAACAAAUGCAAAAAAAUCGUCGCCACAAGAGUGAAAGGGAGAAAAUUGCCGAUAAAGCAUCUCUGGUAACAUCAAUAGGAUCGUCAACUGUGCCCACCACAACACGUAUAGAUAAGCCGCCUGAUAUUAAUCAGCUAAUAAAUAGUCACAGAGAUAUCUCUGAUUUCAGUUCUAACUACCCAGCACUAGGUCUUCGCGCUUCUAUACCUAAACUUCCGUCCUUUCGCAGAAUACGAAAACAAAACAGCCCAAAAUCUCGAAAGACUGACGAUGAGAAACGCCUAAGUGAUCAAGAGGAAAUGGUGCAGGCCUCUGAUUCCGAAAAGGAAGACUCAAACCUUAGUGCAGUAACAGUCCAACAAAUUGCCAACCGGGAGAAGGAUUCGAAAGUAAGCCAAGAUUCCACGAUAAAAGGGAGACCACUGGUUCCUCGGCUCAAGCGCAAAGGCAGCACAUCGAGUUUUUUCUCCUCUUCUUCAUCAAGUGAGCAGGAGAAUGAGGAGGAAGACGAGGAUGAAGUGGACGGAAGUUCCGUCGAGGGUGAUGAUAGCGCCAGCGACGAUGAUUUGAGUUCAGCGUCCGACGUUAAUGUUAAGGCGGGCUCAAAAAAUAUAAGGGAUAAGAAACCCUCGCGACGGGACUACGCCGCAGGAUUUUCAUUCGAAUUUGGCCAAGCAAAACAUAAGAUACAGUCUGGAAAUGAAGAUAACUUGGUUGCUGCGAAGACAAAUAUAUAUUCAGACACAGAAGAUGAAGAAAAGAGUUGUAUUGGAAAGAAAUAUAAUUCGAACAAAAUGGAUAAGGAAGACACAAAGGCUUUGGUUUCGGACCUGGAAGAUAUAAGUAAGGACAGUUCAUUUAGUGUUGAUGAUGAAAUUCCGUCCUCUUCCAAACAAACUGAAAAUGUUGUAUGUAGUGAAAAGGAAACAGGCAUGCUACAGGAUAGUGAUUCUGCGAAGCUUACCAUAUUGCCAAAAGAAGAGCAAGAUGCGAAACAAGAACACAUUCCUCAACAAAAGAAAUCAGUCUUCGAAUACGAUCGCAUAUACAGUGAUUCCGAGGAAGAGCGCGAAUAUCAAGAGAAACGUCGAAGGAAUACUGAAUACAUGGCACAGAUCGAGCGUGAAUUUCAGGAAGAACAACGUCGCAAAAUGCAAGAGCAAGAAGAGGAGCAAAGCAAGCAGGUUUCUCUCUCUGCACUUCAAGCAUUGGAUUCUAAUAGUACGCACACAAUGGUAUCUCAGAAGUCAUUAGAUAUGCCAGUUACGCCUGACAUCACCAAAGCGCCACCAACACCUGGAGCUACGUUGUUAGUAGACCAAGUUUUCCCCCCCAACAAAGCAAAAAGAGAAAAGAGUAACGCCAAAAGUAAAAAAGAUAAAAAUGUUGGAAUUAGCAACACAUGGGUGCUGGACAAACCUAGUAAUGAUCUAAAUCUUAAGAACGACGUUCAAAGUUCAGACAAAAAAAUCCAUAACAAAGAUGCCGCCUUUGGUGAUAACCAGGUGUGUGAACAACUGGACGAAUUACCGAAGUCUGGCAAUGAAAGCGUUACGCCGGUGUCCGAUUCGAAUGGCUAUGGUAAUAAAGUUGGGAUAAAGUCACAAAUGGAUUUGACAGUUCUUCAGUCAAAAAUUACUGCAGAAGACGUCGAGCGGCAAGUGGAACUAGCGACUUUAAACCCAAAACUAUCCACAGAACUAAUGCAGACUGAGGAGGAAAAUGAAGCAGUCAAAUUAUCGCCUACUUCCUCCGAUGGAGGUUCUAGCCAAGCUAGUCAAGCAAGUCAAGUUGCUCUAGAGCAUUGUUACUCAUUGCCUCCACAUGCAGAUGUUUCGAAACCAAAGACUUCACCAAGUGACACCGCUAGGAAAAAACAAUUGUAUCUGGCCCAUGACCAUGGGGGAUAUGCGACACCGCCUGCAUCUGCUGUGCCAAUGGCCCAUGAGACAACUUCAACACAAAUCACACAACAAGUCGGUCCCGUUGCGAAACCUGGGCCGGGUAGACCACGAAAGGAUGCUAGUCGAAUCAAAAAGAAGGAUGAUUCCUUUAAUCAGCGUUCGGGGAAUAAAAAUCAGCCAGAUCACUCGACAUCGAUGAAACACAACAAUCUCAACAAAUCAUUGGAAAUUUUUGAACCUCGUGAUAUGUUUAAACCUCGUGAUGCAACAGACGAAAUGAUGGUUUUAUAUGAAUUCCUAACCAAGGGUAUCGAUGCAGAAGAUAUACAGUACAUUCGACGUUGUUAUGAAAUUCAUCUGCAAGAGGAUACAUAUGGAUUUUUGCUUAACAAUACUCACUGGGUUGAUCAUUGUGUCACAGAUCGCGCAUUUGUACCACCGCCCGUCAAGAAACGUAAAAAGGAAGACGAGUUAAAAAUUCAUAAAACUGGUUGUGCCAGAACAGAAGGAUUUUACAAGUUAGACGUGCGCGAAAAGGCCAAACACAAAUAUCAUCACGCCAAGGCAAAUGUGGAGAACGCACAGAGUUUAGAUAAAACGGACGACCAGAUAACAAAUUUGCACAAUAAACAAGUUUCGAAAAUGCAGGGCAUUUCACGAGAAGCUCGUUCCAAUCAACGGCGCCUUCUUACGGCAUUUGGUUCCAUUGGAGAAUCGGAAUUACUUAAAUUCAAUCAACUUAAAUUCCGCAAAAAGCAAUUGAAAUUCGCUAAAUCUGCCAUCCAUGACUGGGGCCUAUUCGCCAUGGAGCCAAUAGCUGCAGAUGAAAUGGUGAUUGAGUACGUUGGUCAAAUGAUACGUCCCAUUGUAGCUGAUUUGAGAGAAAAUAAAUACGAAGCCAUAGGUAUUGGUAGCUCGUACCUGUUUCGUAUUGAUAUGGAAACAAUUAUCGAUGCCACAAAGUGUGGCAAUUUAGCGCGUUUUAUAAAUCAUAGUUGCAAUCCAAAUUGUUACGCCAAGGUAAUCACAAUUGAGUCGGAGAAAAAGAUUGUGAUAUAUUCUAAACAACCCAUUGGCAUCAAUGAGGAAAUAACAUACGACUACAAAUUCCCAUUGGAAGAUGAGAAAAUCCCCUGUCUAUGUGGUGCACAAGGCUGUCGAGGAACCCUAAAUUAAUUUCUUUUUUUUCUAGACUAGACUACGUUUGUCUACCACCAUACCUCAAAUAUCAUAAUUGCUACAACAACGCUCGCUCUAAGUUCAUUAGAUUCAAGUGGCUCGAGCAAAUGUAUUUUGCUACAUGUCCACAUCUGAUUCGCUCAACAAUUAUUGUUUAAUUUAAUUGUCGCUGUUCUAUAUUUCGAAUUAACAAUAAUUUUGUGUUGAGAUUUAUCAUUUACCACUUAAGUACUGUAGGGUGUAUAUAUAAAUAUAUACUUUAUCUAUAGGUAUCCACCCACACACACACACACACACACACACACACACACACACACACACACACACACACACACACACACACACACACACACACACACACACACACACACACA
This is a messenger RNA of Stomoxys calcitrans (stable fly), 6267 nucleotides long. RefSeq names its product histone-lysine N-methyltransferase SETD1 (gene Set1). The record is from RefSeq and is a predicted model, not a curated record. The transcript is spliced from 7 exons. Gene Ontology annotation, cellular component: Set1C/COMPASS complex. The coding region runs from base 326 to 5890 and encodes 1854 amino acids. Gene Ontology annotation, molecular function: RNA binding; histone H3K4 methyltransferase activity; protein binding. NCBI's taxonomy places the organism in Eukaryota, Metazoa, Arthropoda, Insecta, Diptera, Muscidae.